Molecule: messenger RNA, 1222 nt
Organism: Ixodes scapularis (black-legged tick)
Lineage: Eukaryota; Metazoa; Arthropoda; Arachnida; Ixodida; Ixodidae
Product: intracellular coagulation inhibitor 3
Exons: 2
Coding region: 1-1185 (394 amino acids)
Molecular function (GO): serine-type endopeptidase inhibitor activity
Source: RefSeq, a predicted model, not a curated record
AUGAAGUACCUGGUUACGUUCUUGGCUUUCCUCGCCCUCAGCUCGGCCGGAGACGAAGACAAAGUUACACUGGCUAACAACCGUUUCUGCUUCGAGUUACUGCAGUCCCUACAAGGUUCUAUCGAUACAAAUAUAUUUUUUUCUCCGUACAGCGUUUCCACAGCGAUGGCAAUGAUCUACGUCGGCGCGAGAGGCGAGACGCAACGCGAACUGUUUCAAGGAUUGGGCUACUCUGUACCUGGGCUCACGCACGACCAGCUAUUGAGCGCGUAUGGCCCACACACAUCGAGGCUCCAGUCUCUCCAGUCGAACACGACCUUCAAAGUCGCCAAUGCCGUUGCCAUCGACGAAAGACUCGCCAUUGAGGAGUCUUACGAAAACACGUUAACCACCUCGUUCAAGGCAGACCUUCACAAGGUCGAAUUUUUACACGGACCACAAGCCACUCUGAACCUCAUCAACGACUGGGUCAAAGAGAAGACCGAUGGCAAGAUCAUGGGUCUCUUUGACGGCCAGCUAGAUCGCUCGACACGCCUCGUCUUGGUGAACGCCAUCUACUUCAAGGGAUCCUGGAACCGACCUUUUGACAGGAUCCUUACCGAGAAAAGGGAGUUCUUCAAUGGCGGCGAAACUAGAACCGAAGUGGACACCAUGGUCGGGAGGUUUGAAGUUGGUUACCACGUCAGUGAUCAGUUGCGGGUCGUGGUCACCGACCUGCCAUACGUUGGGCACGACUUCAGCAUGACCGUCCUGUUGCCCUUGGAAAACGACGGAGUGGAGCGACUCAGGAGGAACCUCACGCUUGACCUCUUUCAGAGCUUGUUUUCAGAACUGAGAGGACGCGAAGUCGACGUGUUCCUACCCAAGUUCAAACUGGACACGAAAAAUAUCCUAAACGAGCCCCUGAAGAGGUUGGGGAUCAGAAAGAUCUUCGGCGGCGGAACGGACCUUUCGGGCAUCAACGGCGACACGGACUUGGUAGUGGACGCGGUCGUGCAGAAGGCGGUUGUGGAGGUCAACGAAGAGGGCAGCGAGGCGCCGGGUGCCACCGGAGCGGGCUUGAUGCCCCUCAGCGCCGCCGUGUCCCCUCCGCCCGUCUUCAGAGUCGAUCAUCCGUUCCUCUUCUUCAUCCGCAACACGCGUACCAGGGACAUUCUCUUCGCGGGACAGGUCAACAAGCUCUAAGCACAUCGGAUGACUUUCCCAUAUAUGACGACGGAAU